Merops nubicus (carmine bee-eater) is the source of this 3075-nucleotide messenger RNA. RefSeq names its product collagen alpha-4(IV) chain-like. The transcript is spliced from 32 exons. NCBI's taxonomy places the organism in Eukaryota, Metazoa, Chordata, Aves, Coraciiformes, Meropidae. The annotation marks the transcript as partial. The record is from RefSeq and is a predicted model, not a curated record.
GGGUUGCCAGGAGGUGAAGGACCCAGGGGCAGCCGUGGGUUAGAUGGCUGCAAUGGCUCGAGAGGAGACCCAGGAUUUCCAGGGGAACACGGUUACGUGGGACCGAGGGGCCCUUACGGAGACAGAGGUGAUCCUGGACCCCCUGGCAUGCCUGGACCUAGAGGGUCAAGAGGUGCGACGGGCCCAUCUGGAUACCCAGGCCAGCCCGGCUUGCCUGGUAUUCCAGGUUACCCUGGUUUGCCAGGUGAACAGGGAAACCCAGGUAUUGGAGUGGAUGGACAAAAGGGGGAGCCGGGUGAUCCUGGUUCUUACGGACCUGCAGGUUUUCCUGGAAUGAAGGGGGAAACAGGAUUUGCUGGCUUUCCUGGACAACCUGGCUAUCCAGGCAUACAGGGGGAUCCAGGAGAAAGAGGACCCCCAGGUCCAAGAGGAGAUCCUGGAUUUCCAGGUCCUGCUGGUGAUAUGGGGUCAGUUGGACCAAUUGGUCCUACAGGCCUGCUAGGAAGACCAGGAGAUGAUGGAAGAAGUCUGCCUGGCCUGCCAGGAGCGAAUCAAUCCCAGGAAGCCCUGGAUUUCCUGGACCACCAGGCCUACCAGGACAGCCAGGAAGGCAAGGCUUACCUGGACUACCCAGUGUAUUCUGUACUGACAGAGGUAGCCCUGGAGAACCUGGUGCAAAAGGUCAGAUGGGCCUUCCAGGAAGAAAAGGUGAAAAAGGAGAAAAGGGAAAUCAAGGCCUCUGCUCAUGUACUGCUGGUGCACCUGGUCCUCGUGGUAUGCAAGGACCUCCAGGCACUCCAGGAAGGAAAGGACAAAUGGGAUACCCUGGAAGACACGGAGAAAAGGGGUGAUUCUGGAGUAUCACUGCCAGGUGAUAAAGGAUUCCCUGGGGUCCCAGGACUUCCUGGGGUAAAAGGGCAGAUGGGACUGCCUGGUCUGGGGUUUCCAGGACCUCCAGGAGUCAGAGGUAGCCCUGGAGAUGCUGGUGAUAGUGGUAAUGUUGGGCCACCUGGUCCAAAGGGCCAGAAAGGUGAGACUGUCCGCAUUACGUCACCAUACCCUGGAAACCCAGGUCCCCCAGGUUUUAAAGGUGUUCAAGGACCAAAGGGUUUAAAAGGUCUCCCUGGUCGUCCUGGGCCAAAUGGCUUUGAUGGGCAAAAAGGCCAUCGAGGCAGACCAGGAGCAGGAAUCCCUGGGCCAGAAGGGUUUCGAGGUGAAGCUGGUGAUCCUGGUGAUGAAGGUGAAAGAGGAUCUACAGUUGAUGGUAAACAUGGCCCUCCAGGUCCACCUGGCAGAGAUGGUCAGAAGGGUGUUCCGGGUGAUACCACAUAUGGUCCUCCAGGAAUCCCAGGCAACAGGGGACUGCCAGGACCCCCUGGUGCACAGGGAGCAAGGGGACAGCCUGGUACCCCAGGAUUUCCAGGUGCCAAAGGUUUUAGAGGCCCAGAAGGUGAUAUAGGAGCACCAGGCUGCCCAGGCUUCCCUGGUCCAUCAUGUGACACAGGAUUACCAGGGCCACCAGGACUCAGAGGUGCCACAGGCCUGCCAGGACCUCAAGGCUUUAAAGGUCAGAGAGGAGACAGAGGUCUAGCUGGGCCACCUGGAAUCAAGGGUCUCAAAGGCUUUCCUGGCUCAGAAGGUCCUCCAGGUAUUCCAGGCUCCCGUGGACUUCCAGGACUUCCAGGCAAUAAAGGACCACCUGGUUUCCCAGGACAAAUGGGAAGCAAAGGGAUUCCAGGACCUCAAGGAUUCCCAGGUCUCCCAGGAAUACAAGGCCCAAUGGGAAUCUCUGGUGUAAAAGGUGAAGAAGGAACCAUGGGUCCACCUGGGCCUAGUGGAGAAUGUGGAGACAUAGGAAUAAAAGGUGAAAGAGGGCCUCCAGGAGACAGUGGCUCCAUCAACAUCCGUCUUGAGAAAGGGCAAAAGGGGGAACCAGGGGUUCCUGGUGAGGAUGGAUUUAGAGGUGAAAGAGGUGAAAGAGGUAGUACUGGUUUCAGAGGCACGCCAGGAUUUCCAGGAAAGAAUGGUGUCCCAGGACUGCCAGGUGAUCAUGGUGACACUGGACUGAUUGGGUUUCCCGGAUCACGGGGUUUUCCAGGACCAAAGGGCUUUAAAGGAAUUGCAGGUUUUCAAGGAGAACCAGGUGACCAGGCAAGAGAGGUGACCCAACUCAUCUGCCUGGUGCACACGGUCGAAAAGGGCCUCCUGGGGAUCCAGGAUUACCAGGACCCUGUGGAUUCCCAGGAGAGAAGGGUUCACCAGGUAUCCAAGGGCAACCUGGAAGACCAGGAUCCAAGGGUGACCCUGGAUACCCAGGAACACCUGGAUUCCCAGGUCUUCCUGGACUGCCUGGACUGGAUGGCUUGGACGGACUCAAAGGUCAAAAAGGUUCUGCAGGAGCUCCAGGUCAAAGUGAAACAGGGCCCCCAGGAUACUCAGGAGAACUUGGACCAAAAGGAGACAGAGGUGAACCUGGAUGGCCUGGUAUUUCUAUCCCAGGCUCCCCUGGAGAACAGGGAUUCCCAGGAUUCCCAGAACCUUUUUUUGGUAAAAUGUCAUCUCUUAGGUAGAAGAGGACCUGUUGGACCCACUGGACCUAUGGGAAGAUGUCCUGAUAGUGCUUCUCCUGGUCCUCCAGGUGACCAGGGACCACCUGGUUUAGAUGGCAUCAGAGGUCAUCCUGGGAAUCCAGGUCCUCCUGGAGAGACCAUCUUUGUGAGAGGAGACCCAGGUGAUAGCGGUUUUCGAGGAGCACCAGGUCCUAUGGGAAUCCAUGGCCCACAGGGUCCACCUGGUGCUGUAGGACAACCAGGAGAUCAAGGUUUUCCAGGAAAACCUGGUCCCAGAGGUCCCACAGGUUUCACAGGUGACCCUGGUGAACCAGGAAAAACAGAUGAUACCUGCCCUACAAUCCCAGGGCCUCCUGGGGAAGCAGGCCAAAGGGGAGAUGAUGGUUCUGAAGAAAAGGUGAAGAAGGGGCAUGUGGGCUGCCAGGCCCAGACGGCUUACCUGGGGCACCUGGACCACCAGGUGACCAAGGGAGCAGAGGAGAGCAAGGGUACGCAGGGCCACAAG